GUUCAUUCCUAGUCACAAUCAUUGAAGGCCCCAGCAAGUGCAAUAUCACAUUGAAAGAACUUCCAAAAAUGGCUGCCAAAACCAUCAUCGUCACAGGUGCCUCGCGAGGAAUCGGUCUUGCAGUGGCCAAGUACCUGCUCUCAUCACCCCAAUCCCACAAUGUGGUGGUGGUAGCCCGCAGCGUUGAGCCCCUCCAAAAACUGAAGGAGCAAUACAGCAAACAAGUCGAAGUCCUAAACGGCGACCUGGCAGACUUUUCCCUCGCCCAAAAGGCCGUGGACACAGCCAUCAAGACCUUCGGCCAGCUGGACGGCAUGGUCCUGAACCACGGCCUCCUAGGCCAAAUCGGCAAAAUUUCAGAAGCCGAUCCACAACAGUGGAAGGAAGGCUUCGAUGUCAACUUUAUAAGCCUGGUUGCUUUUGCCAAAGCAGCUCUCCCAGCUCUCCGCGAGUCCAAGGGAAAAAUCAUCUUCACGUCCUCCGGUGCAGCAGUCACCGGAUACCGCGGCUGGGCUCUUUACGCCGCUACCAAGGCCGCUAUGAACAACUUCGCUAUGAGCCUGGGUGCCGAAGAACCGGAUGUUACCUCCGUCUCUGUCCGACCUGGUAUGGUCGACACCGAGAUGCAGCGCGAGCUCCGGGAGGACCAUGCCACAAAUCUGGAUGCCGAGAUGCACUCCAAGUUUACCGGUGUCCACAAGGAUGGCAAGCUUCUUAAGCCUGAGCAGCCUGGUCAUGUCAUGGCUAAACUGGUCCUUGAUGCGCCCAAGGAGAUCAGUGGUCAUUUCUACUCAUGGAACGACAAGGAGCUUGAGGCUUUCCAGGCAUAGAGUAUUAUAUCAUUGUUAUCGUUAUCAGCUAGAAGAAUUUUCAUGUUCAUAUCUGUGGUCUUAUAUAGCAAGUCAGCAUGGAUCGCUAUAAAAUAUUGGAAGCAAGUGCAAGGCAAUGAUUGGGUUACAAGUCAGCCGAAAGAUGAAAAGCAUAUACAUUUUAUAAGCAUUAGGUGCAGCACACCUUCAUGUUUAGCAUGGAAUGUAGGGUGUUCAUCAUGUAAUUCAAAUUCAAAAUAUAGUAAAGUUCAACGCGUACCUUUUGGAUAAUAAAUACACAGAGAUGUGAAGUGUUCCUGUCCUCCGG
Messenger RNA from Penicillium canescens, 1137 nucleotides. RefSeq names its product SDR family oxidoreductase. The transcript has 5 exons. Lineage: Eukaryota; Fungi; Ascomycota; Eurotiomycetes; Eurotiales; Aspergillaceae. Gene Ontology annotation, molecular function: oxidoreductase activity, acting on NAD(P)H, oxygen as acceptor. Gene Ontology annotation, cellular component: intracellular anatomical structure. The coding region runs from base 69 to 830 and encodes 253 amino acids. The record is from RefSeq and is a predicted model, not a curated record.